AUGCGCUCCCGGCCGGCUGGCGCGCUGCCGGCUCUGCUGGCCGCUCUGACACUGGUCGCGGCGGAGCGGUUCGAGCUCCACUGGGCCGCGGCGCCGUCCGCCUGGCUGCUGCAGCCGCCGGCCCCCACGCUGAUCGGCUGCGCGGCCCGCUGUCUCCAGCUGCCCGACUGCCGGGCCAUCCAGUGGACCGACGGCUGCCGGCUGGCCGACGGCCGGGCCGGCGACGGCGCCGCCCUGGUGCCGCUCUACCGCCGCACCGCCGCUGACACCAACACCACUGACGGCGGAGCAGCAGACUACCACAGUGGUGACACCAACACCUUCCACAACACCACUACCGACUACAACAGCACUACCAACGACCACAACAUACACAUCACCAACGACCACAACUUUACCACCAACGACCACAACAUUACCGUCAACGACUUCAACAAUCACAUCAACAACGACCACAAGAGCAUCACCAACGAUCACAACACCACCACGAACGACCACAACAAUGCCACCAACGACCACAAUACCACCAACGACCACAAUACCACCAACGACCACAAAAAUGCCACCAACGACCACAACACCACCACCAACGACCACAACAGCACCACCAACGACCACAACAGCACCACCAUCUACAACACCAACGACCACAACAAUACCAGCAACGACCACAACAGCACCACCAACGACCACAACAGCACCGGAGCCGACAACAACUACAGCAACGCCCACCAUAACGUUCUCGACUCGGACGCACUGGACCGUUUAGAGUCUGCUCUCAGCUCUGACGAGGCCCGUGAGAUAUUCGGUGAUGGUCUGCAGCCGUUCGGCACCAUGGGCGUCAACAUCGAGGGCACGGAGCUGGAGGACGAGACGGCGGAGGAUGACGACGGACACGCGCCCGAUCAGAGCGGAGACCGGGCGCGGCCCGGACGGGGCCGGGGCAGAGGAGCGGGACGCGUCAGAAAACGAGCCCUGGGCACUCGCCGCUCUCAGCGGCACGCCGACCAGACGCUACGCGAACAGGCUGAGCUAAUCCGCUCCGAGAAUCUGAACCGUGAGCGGCAGCAGGCCGCACAGAGCUCUGCCGAACAGUCGGAGGAUAGCAGUAGUGAGAAGGCCGGCCAGCCGCCGCCGGCCACCAGAGGUCGGGGCAGAGGCCGCGGCCGCGGUCGUGGCCGGGGCAGGGGCCGCGGCAGUGCGGCCACCAGCCCCCGCGUGGCCUCUCCCUCCGCUCCUCCGGCGGUCGAGGUGGCGCAGGCGCGGCGCGGCGGCGGCCACUCGAUGCGCAGCUUCGUGCCGGACCCGACCACCGAGGGAGAUGACAGUGAUGAGGAGACCCUGGCCUCGCUGGCGGCACACCGGACCACCGACCAGUCUCCGCAGACAGGCUCUGCGUCCGACUCUGGCGCUGGCCGGCCGCGCCGCGACCGCCGGGUGCCGCUGAAGCUGCAGGACCCGCUGAUGGUGUCACCCGUGGCCUCGUCCUCUGCCGCCGCCUCUCCGGGGAAGCGCAAGGGAGGCGUCAAACUCAUGGUCAAGGGCCUGGACGAGGACGAUGUGGUGGUGGACACGGUUCCUGAUGACGGAGAGGAAGAGGAAGACGAGGACGACCUGGGAGGGGAGGAGGAGGAGGACAGCGACGGCUGGCAGUCGGAGGAUGACCCCGACAAGCUCUGGUGUAUCUGCCGACAGCCGCACAAUAACAGGUUUAUGAUCUGCUGCGACAAAUGUGAAGACUGGUUCCACGGCAACUGCGUCGGUGUCACGCGGGCCAUGGGCGCCCAGAUGGAGGAGGAGGGACGCGACUGGGUCUGUCCGCUCUGCAAACGGAAACAGAAGCAGCGCGAGGCUGCCGAGCGCGAGGCAGCGACGCUCGCCCGGCAGGCGGCUCGCGCCAAGGCACAGGCGGCACACUCGCCGCGGAAAACGGUGCGUCCCCAGCCCCCCGCGGCGCGUCACCAGCCUCCAGCGGUGCGUCCCCAGCCGCCGCCGGCCAAGUGUAUCGUAGCGAGCUGUCGCCGGCCGCCGCGGCCGUCGUCCGUCUACUGCAGCGACCAGUGCAUCCAGCAGCACGCCCGCGACUCGCUCUCCAAGCUGAAGGCGCAGCAGCAGCGGCCGCCGCCGGCGCCGGUCGCCCCCCGGCCGCCGGCGCCGCUGGCCAGCCCGCCGCCCGUCCAGAGGAGCCUCUCCCAGUCCGUGCAACAGAGUCCCGUGCGGCCCGUCCGGCCCAUCAAGGUGAUCAAGGACUUCCAGAGUCAGCUGGACGCCGGCAGUUCUAAACGAGUGGCGGUGCCUCACAGCGUACCACAAGUGCGCACCAUUGUCACCACUACCAUCACCAGUCCGACGGCCGCUGGUGCCGCUGUCACCACCACCGCCACUGGCUCCACCGCCACCGCCACCGUCUCUGCUGAAACUGCCGCCACAGCCACCACUACCAGCGCCACCACUGCCGACCCGGCCCCGGCGGCUUCCACAGCCUCCACGGCUUCCACGGUGUCUUCCCCCGCUGCUGUUACCGCCACCGCGCCAUCAGCGUCAGGGGUGACGCCGCGCGUGGUCAGCAAGAUCGGCCUGUCGCCAGAGGCGCGCGUCAUUGUGUUCGAACGCCAGUCGGGCAAACUGCUGACAGGUUUGAAGGCGCCCACCGUGGGAAACCUGAAAUCGUGGCUGAAAAUGCACCCGAGCUUCGAGGUUCUCAAGCCGGGCAUGCUUCCGACGACCAAGUUCUAUGGUAAGGCGAACGUGAAGACGGUGGGUGCCGCCUCAGCGCAGCAGACGCCACACAAGCCCUCGGUGCACAUCAUCCGGCCGUCUGCCGCCUCCGUUGCGGCCCACAAAGAGAGCUCGGGGUCCCCGGCGCGGCACAAGUCCGUGUCGAGCGACCCGUCCGGCGAGCGGCGACACUCGGCAGGCGGGGGCGGCUCACCGGCACACCGGCGCCGCUCCUCCGGUGGCGGAGAGCAGGUGCCCAAGAAACGGCGGAAACACACCCGUGAUGAGGACGAGCCGCAGCCGGAGAAACGUAUUGUGGAUGUUGACAAGCUGCGGGAGAACGUGAAGAAGACGCUGUGUGAUGUGCUGCAUCGCAGAUGUAAAGACGACAAAAAUGUCGCCAAAGAAAAGGAUGAGAUCCAGAAGCUGGUUACCGAGAUAGAAGACAAGCUGUUUGCGAUGCACAAAGAUGUUAACUUCAAGUACAAAGCCAAGUACAGGAGUCUGAUGUUUAAUCUCAAAGACGAGAAGAACAGAGGACUGUUCAGAAAGGUGUUGUUACGUGAGAUCGACCCGGCCCGCCUGGUCACCAUGUCUGCUGACGAGCUGGCCAGUAAAGAACUGGCCGAAUGGAGAGAGCGGGAAGAGAAGAAGGAACUUGAAGCCAUUGAGAAGCACGAGCUGGACAUGCUGGCCCUGGGCAACAAGUUCCUCAUCAAGACGCACAAGGGCGAGCAGAUCAUUGAGGAGGAUGACGAUCUUCAUCUGAUGGAGGACAAGAACAAGCCGACGGUGUCUGCGUCCGCCGAGGAGCUGCUGCCGCCGCCCGUCGACCAGGAGCCGCUGGUGGAGGACGCGGCGCUAAACGACACCACGGAGCGACACGACCACGCGCUGCACGUGUACGACCCCGGCUGUAGGAUCUGCACCGGACGGGAGCCGCUGGACGCCGGACGGCCGAAACUGGAGAAGUCCGACUCGCGAACCUCCUCCAGCAGCAGUAAGCACUCGUCCAGUAAGAAGUCCUCCUCCAAAUCGUCCCGGCGCCACCGGAGCGGCAGCUCCGAGAGGCGGUCUUCGAGUCGUCACCAUCACAGUAGCAGUAGUAGCAGCAAACGGCACGGCAGCAGCAGCAGCAGCUCGCGUCACCACCACAGCUCCAGCAGCCGCGACAAGCACAAGGAGAGCAGCAGCAGCAGCAGUAAACGGCACCACGACAAGGAUAAGAGUCGUGAUCGGGGCAGGGACAAAGACAGAGAUAGAGACAGGGAUAAGGAUAGAGAAAGAGACAAGAAUAGAGACAAGGACAGGGAUAAGGACAAGAGCAGAGGGAAGGACCGCGAUAAGGACAAGGAGGGCGGUAAGAGCGGUGAGCGGGACAAGGACAAGUCCCGGGGCAGUGACAGUGACAAGGAGCGGCGCCGACACCACUCGGACCGCGACAGGAAGGCGUCUGAGGACACGGACAGCGGCCGGGACUCGGAGCGGAGCCGACACAAGAAGCACCACUCGAGUCACGACUCGCGCGACCAGGAGCGACGGGGGCGGCACGCCAGUGACGCCGCCGAGGAGAAGGAGGAGGACAGGGAGACGAAGGAGGAGGAGUCGGUGCGGACGGCGGCCGAGGACGACGGGGCUGGAUCAGACCGCGACAAGGAGCCCUCUUCCACCGUCACUAUCAGAACGCCGCCGCGGGCUCCUGCUGAGGAACCGGAGCCUGCCGAGCCGUCGCCCCCGCCGCCACCCAAGGCGCCGCCCAAACCGCGCUCCGUGUGGCGCGGCUUCAUCUCUAUGCCCGACAUCUGCAAAUUCUUCACACAGGCAUUCGAGGUGUCUGGCAACUCGUCACAUCUGGCCACCGACAUCCCGGACCGUGUGGAGGUGGUGGGUCGGAUCGCGCCCGAGACAAUCUGGGGAUAUAUCCGACAGGUCCGCAAGUCCAACAAGGAGGUGGUGGUGGUGCGACUCCAGCCGGCCACUGACGAGGAGAAGCUCCACUACGCCUCCCUCUACACCUAUCUCUCCAAGAAGAACCGGCUCGGCGUGGUGGGCGGCUUCUCCAAGGCCAUCAAGGACUUUUACAUCCUGCCGCUGGCCAGCACGGACCCCAUCCCGUCGGCCCUGCUGCCCUUCUCCGGACCAGGACUGGAUGAUCUCCGCCAGCAUAUGUUGCUCGGUCUCAUCCUGUACGCGUCGUCUCGGAAAAGGAAGCACGAGUCAUCCAGCGGCGGGGAGAAGCACAGCUCCUCGCGCAGCGGAGGGAAGGCUGCGCGGCACGCCGCCUCGCCCGAGCCUCCCACGGUCCAUUACGCGCCGACCAAGCCGUUGACGAUCGGCUACCAGCCGGAGCUCAGUGCCUACCAGCCGGGCCACUACGUGCGAGACGUGUCGGCCCCCGUCUCACCACAGGCGCCACCCCCAGCCGAAAAGGAAAAGUCGCCACAACCGCCUACGCUUAACUUCUACAGCUCGAGCCACGCGGAUGGGGAACUCGAGAAGGAGCUGCUCGAGCUCGAUCUCGAGGAAGAACUCGAGGAAGAGGCACUCGACGAGCUCUCGCAUGAGGGUGAGAAGAAGUCUGAGGAGCCAGCGCCGCCGGGGACGGAGAUCCCCGGACUGGGUGACGAUUCGGCUCCGUCGGGGUCGGGCACCGCUCCGGCGUUCCUGCGCUCGCAGCCUCCCGCCGACGCCGAGGCCUACGACCCGGAGCAGCGUACUCCUCCGCUGGAGGAUGAGCCUUACGACCCCGAACAGGCGCUGGAGGAGGACGGUGACGAGCCGUACGAUCCAGGCGCGGCCACGCCGCCGCUGGAUAGUCCCGCUCCGGCGUCCGGCGCCGCGGCCGCCGAGGACGCGGCCCAGGUGCUCGCUGAGCUGAACCGUCGCAUUGAUGAGCAGCGCAACGCCCUCAGCGCCAUGAAGAGUAAUCUAGACGAGGCGGAGGCGCCGUACGACCCGGCCGACCCGCCCGGUCUGAUGGAUUCGCUGCGACUGCGCACCGAGCAGCUUAGUCGGCUGCGCGAGGCCGGCGCGCGAGACCCCAUCAUCGACACGUAUGGCUCUCAGGAGGAGGACGACGACCACUCGGAGCCGCACACGCCGGACAGCGAGCGGCCCGGCCGGCGGCGCACCUUCACCGACGAGGACCGGCUGGUGGUGGCUGAGUCGCCGCAGGAGGCGACGCCGCCGCCGGCCGAGAGCCCGAAGGCCGAGCCUCCGGCCCCGGAGCCGCCUGUACGACCCAGCGACCCGCGCAGUGCCAGAAACAAGGGGAACCUCUCCAAGCUGACCGACUCGGACCUGAUAGCGCGCGCCCAGGCCGAGCUGACCACGUUCAACCCCCUGGUGCCGCCGCCAGGUAUGGUGCCGCCGCCCGGCCCGGUCGGCCCGCCAAUGCCUGGGCCGCCGGGGCCGUUCGGACCGCCGCUGGCGCGCUGGGAGCGGCCUCCGGUGGACCCGCGCGCCGGCCCCUACCCGAUGCACCCCGGCCCGCCCGGUCCUGGGCCGUUCCAGGGUCCGCCGGGGAUGCGAGGACCGAUGCCCGGUCCCCCGGGCCCUCCUCACGGACCGCAUGGUCCCCGCGGACGGCACAUGGCCCGGCCUCCGUACGGCGGUCACCUGGAUCCACGACUGCGGCGCAACUGAGCGCGGCACUCGCUGUACAAACUCUGCGGCAGUUUUACUCUCAUUGUCCGGUCACGAGGAGCCGUGCAAUGCGCGGAUGGAGCACGCUGUGUACGUUCUCGCCGGUGUCGGCCGGCCUUACCCUCCACCCGCGCAUUUAUCGCCAUGGUGGCACGCAUCUCAUAAAUCAUUGUCGCUCCUAGCCGGUGCUAGCAGCGUAGGGGCUGUAUCAUAUGCACAGCUUGUAGUGGCUGACGGCGGGCGUUGGGCGCGUUGGUGUAGUCCGGUGUUUUGUCCCCGGAGGGAGAGUGACGUGCUUGUCCCAGUCAGUGGCUAGGGAUCGCAGACGCUGAGCUUGUAACGUGCUAACCCGCUGUCCCCGUAGAAUAGCAUGUGUCACCGGUCGCUGCGGUGUAAACUGCACUCUGAGACGGCCGUGGCUUCGAUGCAAGUACAGGUGUGCUGGCCGGCGGACCGGCCGCUCGCGCCGUGCAGGGCGCUGGCUGUUGUAUAUGACGUAUUUGCUGUUUGAGUGUACUGUGUGACGCCCGCGGCAGGGCAGUAGUGCCGGCGGCCGCGGCCAAUAAACCUACUCCGGCA
Molecule: messenger RNA, 6942 nt
Organism: Amphibalanus amphitrite
Lineage: Eukaryota; Metazoa; Arthropoda; Thecostraca; Balanomorpha; Balanidae
Product: death-inducer obliterator 1-like
Exons: 23
Coding region: 1-6363 (2120 amino acids)
Biological process (GO): DNA-templated transcription
Cellular component (GO): nucleus
Molecular function (GO): protein binding
Source: RefSeq, a predicted model, not a curated record